This is a messenger RNA of Sphaeramia orbicularis (orbiculate cardinalfish), 1020 nucleotides long. Its product is annotated as olfactory receptor 11A1-like. The coding region runs from base 1 to 1020 and encodes 339 amino acids. Lineage: Eukaryota; Metazoa; Chordata; Actinopteri; Kurtiformes; Apogonidae. Gene Ontology annotation, biological process: G protein-coupled receptor signaling pathway; detection of chemical stimulus involved in sensory perception of smell. Gene Ontology annotation, cellular component: membrane. The transcript has a single exon. The record is from RefSeq and is a predicted model, not a curated record. Gene Ontology annotation, molecular function: olfactory receptor activity; G protein-coupled receptor activity; odorant binding.
AUGACAAACUCUACUCCUUUUACACAGUUCAUACUUGAUGCUUACCUGGAUGUUGGUCUUCUAAAAUACUUGGUUUUCAUUACUGUUAUGUGUUUAUAUAUUGUAAUCAUUGUGUCUAAUGUUCUGCUGAUUGUGGUUAUCUGUGUGAACAGAAGCUUACAUGAACCCAUGUACUUUUUUCUGUGUAGCCUGUUUGUUAAUGAACUGUUGGGCAGCACAGCUGUGUUUCCAUUACUACUGACUGAGAUCCUCAGAGACAUUCACACUAUUCCUGUUUCAUUUUGUUUCCUGCAGAUCUUUAGUAUUUAUUCAUAUGCAAAUAUCGAGCUUUGUAUCCUGGCCGCCAUGUCUUAUGACAGAUAUCUGUCUAUCUGUCAUCCUCUGCAGUAUCACACAAAUAUGACGUCUACAAAAGUUGCUGUACUUAUUGCUCUGACAUGGGGUUUUCCAGUUGUGGAGGUUGGUGUUAUGGUUUCUUUAAGUGCUCCUUUACAUCUGUGUGGAAACGUUAUCCCCAAAGUCUACUGUGAUAAUUACUACAUAGUUAAACUGGCCUGUUCAGACAUUACAGUCAAUAACUUCUAUGGAAUAGUUUAUACAGUUAUCAUAAUCUGCAGUGUCCUGAGUGUCAUUAUUUACUCGUACUCUAAGAUCCUUAAAGUGUGUUUUUCUGGAUCUAAACAGACCAGACAUAAAGCUGUCAGUACCUGUACACCUCACAUUGUUUCACUGUUAAACUUCUGUUUCGGUUGUUGUUUUGAAAUAUUUCAGAGCCGGUUUAAUAUGACCUAUUUGCCCACUGUGCUGCGUGUUUUUCUGUCACUGUACUUCCUCACAUGUCAACCGCUCUUUAGUCCGUUAAUAUAUGGACUGAAUUUGACCAAAAUCCGCAAUAUCUGUAAAAGUAUAUUCUGUGUUAAUCGAAUGUUUUACAAUCUGUCAGUAUCAGCAGAACUUGGAUCUAAUAGACACAGGUGGCUCAUAUCAGCCAGUGUGUUAUGUUGUUCAGUAACACCUUAA